AUGUUCCGUAAUCAGUAUGAUAGUGAUGUCACUGUUUGGAGCCCUCAGGGUCGUCUCCAUCAGGUGGAGUAUGCAAUGGAGGCUGUAAAGCUAGGGUCUGCCACUGUAGCCUUAAAAAACAAACAAUUUGCCGUAUUAAUUGCUCUGAAAAGAGCAGUGAGUGAACUGUCAGCAUAUCAGAAAAAGAUCAUACCUAUUGAUGAUCAUAUUGGUAUAUCUAUUUCGGGUUUGACUGCCGAUGCUCGUAUGUUGAGUCGUUUCAUGAGGACAGAAUGUCUUAAUCAUCGAUAUGCUCAUGAUGCAGCAAUGCCUGUUGGAAGACUUAUUGCCCUAGUGGGUAAUAAAAUGCAGAUCUGUACUCAGAGGUAUGACAAGAGGCCUUUGGGAGUUGGAUUACUUGUUGCUGGAUAUGAUGAUCAAGGCCCUCACAUCUAUCAGACAUGCCCCUCGGCGAAUUUCUUCGACUGUCGAGCGAUGGCCAUCGGGGCACGUUCUCAAUCAGCUCGCACAUAUCUCGAGAAACACCUGUCAACCUUCAUGGACUGUGAUCUGCAAGAGCUAGUGGCACAUGGUCUAAGGGCUUUGAGGGAUACACUACCAAACGAAUCUGAACUUAACACUAAGAAUGUGUCUAUAGCAAUAGUGGGUCCUAAAACACCACUUCGUGUGUGUGAUGAAGCAGAGCUGACUCGAUUUUUGGCCCUGGUGGAGGGAGAGGAGAGGCGUGGUGGAAGCGGCAGUGCAACAGGUGAUGCUGGACCAGCUCCUGACAGAGCCCCGGGGGACGACAGAGACCCUCAAGUAGCGGUCGCAAUGGACACGGAGUGA
Parnassius mnemosyne (clouded apollo) is the source of this 828-nucleotide messenger RNA. Lineage: Eukaryota; Metazoa; Arthropoda; Insecta; Lepidoptera; Papilionidae. The record is from the annotation of a GenBank genome assembly.